AUGGAGAGGGCAGCAGGCCUCAGCGGAGCUGGCCUCCCGCUGAGGCCCAAAGAGACCCAAGAGAUGAAGCUCAACAUCAAGCUCUUGAAUAUCUUGGUGGAUAAACCUAACGAUCAGUCCUCCAGGUGGUCUUCUGAAAGCAACUAUCCUCCACAGUUUUUAAUCUUGAAGUUGGAGAGGCCGGCCAUCGUUCAGAGCAUCACCUUUGGCAAGUAUGAGAAGACCCACGUCUGCAACCUGAAGAAGUUCAAAGUGUUUGGAGGGAUGAGUGAGGAGAACAUGACAGAGCUUUUAUCCAGUGGCCUUAAGAAUGACUACAACAAGGAGACCUUCACAUUAAAGCAUAAAAUCGACGAGCAGAUGUUUCCCUGCAGAUUUGUGAAAAUAGUGCCUCUAAUGUCGUGGGGGCCCAGUUUUAACUUCAGCAUCUGGUACAUCGAGCUGCACGGCAUUGAGGACCCUGAUGUGGUGCAGCCCUGCCUUAACUGGUACAGCAAGUACAGGGAACAGGAAGCCAUCCGGCUUUGCCUCAAGCACUUCCGGCAGCAUAACUACACCGAGGCCUUCGAGUCGUUGCAGAAGAAGACGCGCAUAGCGCUGGAGCACCCCAUGCUCACCCACCUCCACGACUGCCUGGUGCUGCAGGGAGACUUCGACGCCUGCGAGGAGCUCAUAGAUAAAGCAGUGAGAGACGGUUUGUUUAACCAGUAUAUCAGCCAGCAGGAGUACAAGCCCAGGUGGAGUCAGAUCAUCCCCAAAUGCAACAAAGGUACAAGCAGCCAAGAAAUCAGCCGAGACGACGUGAACAGUGACGGCGAUGACAACAGGCCGGGGAUGAGGGGAGGACAUCAAAUGGUCAUUGACGUCCAGACUGAGACGGUCUACCUGUUCGGGGGCUGGGACGGCACACAGGAUCUGGCAGACUUCUGGGCGUACAGCGUUCAGGAGAACCAGUGGGCCUGCAUCUCCAGAGACACCGAAAAAGAGAACGGCCCCAGCGCGCGCUCCUGCCACAAGAUGUGCAUCGACUCUCAGCGCCGACAGAUCUACACGCUGGGCCGUUACCUGGACUCCAGCGUCAGGAACAGCAAGUCGCUGAAGAGCGACUUCUACCGCUACGACAUCAACGCCAACACCUGGACGCUGCUCAGCGAGGACACGUCGGCAGAUGGAGGGCCCAAGUUGGUGUUCGACCACCAGAUGUGCAUGGACUCGGAGAAACACAUGAUCUACACGUUCGGCGGCCGCAUCCUGACCUGCAACGGCAGCGUGGAGGACAGCCGGACGACGGAGCCGCAGUUCAGCGGCCUGUACGCCUAUCACUGCCAGGCGGGGACGUGGAGCCUCCUACGGGAGGACUCGUGUAACGCGGGGCCGGAGGACGUUCAGUCGCGCAUCGGCCACUGCAUGCUCUUCCACACCAGAAACCGCUGCCUGUACGUGUUUGGGGGUCAAAGGUCGAAGACGUACCUGAAUGAUUUCUUCAGUUACGACGUGGACGGAGAUCAUGUGGAAAUCAUUUCUGAUGGAACCAAGAAGGAUUCUGGGAUGGUUCCAAUGACGGGUUUCACCCAGAGAGCCACCAUCGACCCGGAGCUUAACGAGAUCCAUGUGCUCUCCGGGCUCAGCAAAGACAAGGACAAGAGGGAGGAGAACGUACGCAACUCGUUCUGGAUCUACGACAUAGCCCGGAACAGCUGGUCAUGCGUGUACAAGAACGAUCAGGCGGUGAAGGAAAACCCCAGCAAGACGCUGCAGGAGGAGGAGCCGUGCCCACGCUUCGCACACCAGCUGGUUUACGAUGAGAUGCACAAGGUUCACUACCUGUUUGGUGGAAACCCGGGGAAGUCGUGUUCUCCUAAGAUGCGCCUGGAUGACUUCUGGUCCCUCAAACUGUGUCGGCCCUCCAAGGAGUACCUGCUGCGCCACUGCAGAUACCUGAUCAGGAAAUACAGGUUCGAGGAGAAGGCCCAGUCGGAGCCGCUGAGUGCUCUGAAGUACCUGCAGAACGACCUGUCGCUCACUGUGGACCACACGGACCCCGACGAGACCAAAGAGUUUCAGCUCCUGCCGACUGCUCUCUUCAAGUCCAGCUCGGAUUUCAUCCCUCUAGGUUUCUCUGACGUAGACCAGACGUACGCUCAGCGGACGCAGCUCUUCGACACCCUCGUCAACUUCUUCCCCGACAGCAUGACCCCGCCCAAAGGCAACCUGGUGGACCUCAUCACCCUCUAGCCCCGCCCCCUCGCCCCGAGGACGGCCGAACAGCCGGCGAGCGAGAGCCGACCGGCCGCUCUGCCCGCCUCCGCUUAACCGACCCAUCUCUGCUGCAGACUCCGUCGCCAUGGUGACGAGGGUAUUAAACCACGCUAGAUAGAAAGGAGUGAAAUCCUCUGAAAGCCUCCGGAGCUUUUCUUCAUGUUCUUUGGGUUUGAGGCUCUUCUCUGCUAAAAGGUUCACAUUUUUACAACAAAAAAAAAAAGAUUUUUGCACUUUUUCUGUUUUUGGAAGAACUGGAUCCGCCGCAGGCGUUCGCCGAGGAACCAGAACUGAUCCUCCAACCCUCCGCUCGCCGUGCGCCGGGAACCGCUCCGCUUCCUCUGCUCUAGACGACGCUGAAAAAAGCUCGUUUACAGUUUCAGUAGCUUUAGCCCGAGACAGAAAGUUUGAAAUGUUCGUACCUGAUCUCUGCUCCUGGAUGGAAGUUCUUUAAUUAUUAUAAUUCUAAUCCCUGAUGAACAAACAUGUAAAUAUACUCAGAUUAUUUCCCAUCUUCGGCUGGAAUGUGUCCUCAAACACUUUAGCUCCUGAUCCAGACGUUUGCUGUUCAGGAGGAGAAAACUUGGUUUAUGGAGCCGCUUCCUUAAAGUCCGCACAGAUCCAGAUCAGCCAGAUCCGCCAGGUUCAUCAUCGGCUCAUAGAGGAGUUUUCUUUCUCUCUAUAUCCCUUCCUAAAUGCAUUGAAUUUAAGAUCCUCCUCCGUUUUUAUGGAAGCGAUGAAGCAACAGCCUGAGGUCGGUGUUAGAACCUCUGCUGCCUUUAAAGCUGCAGCUCAUUUUAACGUCCAGAUGAAUCCUGAUGGUGACCAAUGAUUGCUCGGCUGAUGGAUUAUUUCCAGGGUAAAGUCAGAAAUGGAGGAAAGCGAAUUGCAGUUUUCUGCAA
Cyprinodon variegatus (sheepshead minnow) is the source of this 3161-nucleotide messenger RNA. It is a transcript of the gene mkln1, whose product is annotated as muskelin. Bases 1 to 2235 code for a protein of 744 amino acids. The record is from RefSeq and is a predicted model, not a curated record. NCBI's taxonomy places the organism in Eukaryota, Metazoa, Chordata, Actinopteri, Cyprinodontiformes, Cyprinodontidae. Gene Ontology annotation, molecular function: protein binding. The transcript has 19 exons. Gene Ontology annotation, cellular component: cytoplasm.